Molecule: messenger RNA, 5627 nt
Organism: Cyclopterus lumpus (lumpfish)
Lineage: Eukaryota; Metazoa; Chordata; Actinopteri; Perciformes; Cyclopteridae
Gene: rxrba
Product: retinoid x receptor, beta a
Exons: 13
Coding region: 381-1796 (471 amino acids)
Biological process (GO): positive regulation of transcription by RNA polymerase II; retinoic acid receptor signaling pathway; anatomical structure development
Cellular component (GO): nucleus; RNA polymerase II transcription regulator complex
Molecular function (GO): nuclear receptor activity; nuclear steroid receptor activity; zinc ion binding
Source: RefSeq, a predicted model, not a curated record
GUGGGGCAACAUGACCACACAACCCCUCUUCCACUGCUUAGAGAAACCCGGGCUGCUAGGUUUUGCAGUGAUUCUGGGUCAAUGUCCAACUGUAAGAGAGCCCUAUGCCAAAUCCUCCACCAUCAUCAUGUUUUCAUCUUUGCAGGGGGAGGGAGGGUUGACUACGAGGCAAAGUGGGGGGAGAGUCAGACACACGCGGGGCCUAGUCGCCACAUCUUUUCAUGCGAAGAAGCUGUGCCGCUAAACCACCCGUUUUUGGUUUCCAAAAACAACUCGGGCCCGGACCUCAGUCCGCGGUCUAGAGUUUGAUAGCGGACCGUUUGAGACGGGAGUACGUCGGUGUGUAGCUGCCAGUCAGCCCCUGUGCCCCGACCACCAUCAUGGGAGACAGUAGAGAUUCCCACAGCCCGGACAGUUCGUCUGUCUCCUCCCCUCCAUCGGGGCAGCGCUCGCCUCCGCUGGUUCCCUCAGCUGCAGCUUCCAUGACCUCCCUGCCUCCCGUUACCACCACCGGGGUCAACAGCCCCAUCAGUAGCAUCGGUUCCCCUUUUUCCGUCAUCAGCUCUUCACUGGGCUCGCCCUGCCUUCCUGGCACGCCAUCGGUGGGCUACGGCCCCAUCAGCAGCCCGCAGAUCAACUCAACAGUGUCCAUGUCAGGGCUCCAUGCAGUGAGCAGCUCCGAUGAUGUGAAACCUCCAUUGGGCUUGAAGCCGAUGUCUCCCCAGAGUCCAGGGCCGAUGCUUUCCCAGAAGCGCCUUUGUUCCAUCUGCGGAGACAGAUCUUCUGGUAAGCACUACGGUGUGUACAGCUGUGAGGGCUGUAAAGGCUUCUUCAAGCGAACCGUGCGCAAAGACUUGACCUACACCUGUCGGGACAGUAAAGUGUGUAUGGUGGACAAGAGACAGAGGAACCGCUGCCAGUACUGCCGCUACCAGAAGUGCCUGGCCAUGGGCAUGAAGAGAGAAGUGGCCAAGAUGAACGACAGAUCUGUCCAAGAGGAACGUCAGAGGAACAGGGAACGAGAAGGCGGCGAGGUCGAGUCGACCAGUGUGGUGAACGAGGAGAUGCCGGUGGAAAAGAUUUUGGAAGCGGAGAUGGCCGUGGAGCAGAAGACGGAGCUUCACACCGACGAAAGUUCAGGUGGCAGCUCUCCCAACGAUCCGGUCACCAACAUCUGUCAGGCAGCUGACAAGCAGCUCUUCACCCUGGUGGAGUGGGCUAAGAGGAUCCCUCACUUCUCUGAGCUGGCCCUGGACGACCAGGUCAUCCUGCUACGUGCAGGCUGGAAUGAACUCCUGAUUGCAUCGUUCUCCCAUCGCUCCAUCUCUGUGAAGGAUGGGAUCUUACUGGCCACCGGCCUGCACGUCCACAGGAACAGUGCUCACAGUGCAGGCGUUGGGGCCAUCUUUGACAGGGCGCACAAUGCCGAGGUUGGGGCCAUAUUUGACAGGGUUUUGACGGAGCUCGUAAGCAAGAUGAGAGACAUGCAGAUGGACAAGACGGAGCUCGGCUGCCUUCGAGCCAUCAUCCUCUUCAACCCAGAUGCCAAGGGUUUGUCUAACCCCAGCGAGGUGGAGCAGCUGAGAGAGAGGGUGUACGCAUCGCUCGAGUCCUACUGCAAGCAGAAAUACCCCAAUCAGCAGGGCAGGUUUGCCAAGCUCCUCCUCCGGCUCCCAGCGCUGCGCUCCAUUGGUCUAAAGUGCCUGGAGCACCUGUUCUUCUUCAAACUGAUUGGCGACACACCCAUUGACACCUUCCUAAUGGAGAUGCUGGAGGCCCCCCACCAGCUCACCUAGAGGAUGCCAGGUUUGGCCCGGUCGGGAUCCGAUGCACACCAGGAUCGCCAACAAGUCACCCCACGUUGGGCUGUUAGGCCUCUCCUGUUAGUUUUACUGUUCCGGCUCUGUCACGCACACACACACACACGCACACACUCUCACACACACACACACACACACACACACACACACACACACACACACACAGGCUAAUUAUCAGGAUGCUCAUGAAUUGACAUGCAAUACAUGGAUAAUAUGGAUGAGCAGUAUGCUAAUAUACACUCACACUCUCUCACACACACACACACACACACACACACACACACACAUGUACCAUCUUUUCCCCAACUCGCUUUUCCACCAUAGAGGUUACGACUAAAAGAAUACAAGCCCUUUUUAUCACACACAAAGUGUAAUAAAAAUCCUAAAUUCACCUUCAAUUUUCCCAUUUCACAGUGGGCUUUCUGCUUUUCUGUAACUGGUAUACGGCCCUUGGGUGACUUAGUUACACGGCUAGCCGGUAACUUGUUCAUGUAUGGUUUUUGCUUAAAAUCAGGUGCAUAUGAUUUCAGUCAUUUGUCCAUCAUCAAAUGAAUUAAGUUGGUAUUGGUCCGGAGGUGUCCUACAAUGGACGGGCUGACAGGCUGACAGGCUGAGCUCAUCCAAUCUUGUUAACAUUGAAAUAUGUUAUGCUUUUGUUUGAAUAAUCAUGCUGAAACUUGUUUUAGUUUCUAUUUUGAAGUACUGUACUCAUGAAAUGAGAGCUUUUUUCCAAGGCAUUGAAAUCCAGGAAAAGGGGAGUGGGAGCACUUUGUUGAACAGACGGACUUUUCCCUCCCGCCCUGAUGUGCACAGCGAAGAAUGACUUGAAUUUUUCUUAAUUUUUUUAAUUUUACACUCACUAUUUAGGCAUUUUGUUGGCAUUUUAAACAACUAGAGUCUCACAGGAAGUACAGCUUCAUGCAAGACAAAAAUUAUAGUUGUUUGUCUUUUUAUCUCUGUGUCCCCCCAAAUCCUCCAUUCGCUGGUGGUCAUUUAUGCACUUUUGUGAGUUGUAACUGUGUAAAUGUUCCUGUUUCCUAGAAAUGACCAUCAAUUCUCAGAUACCUAAGAUGACCUUGAAGGUACUAAAUGUAGGGUUUUCUCAUUAUUGCAUCGUCGUCCAAUCAGAUGUGAGGAUUUGUGAUAGAACCUGCUAAAUGAUGGGCCACUUCCUGUACAGAUGAACACAGUGGGAUUGGUCCGCCCCUAGCUGAGCCGUGUGAGGUAUUCAUCAUGCUGCACUCUGUUUAGGUGCAAAAAGCUGAAUUGUUGUGCAACAUCAACGAUGUAGGAUAAAAAAAGACCAGCUAAUAUAUUUGACAGUGGCAAUAAUGCAACAUUUCAACUCACCGAAUCGUCAAUCAAUAUCAAAUUUGGCUUAACUGUGAUCCUUCUGCAUCCCACCGCUCAUGGAUGAAUCACCGGCUGCAUGUAGAUUGGCAAACAACGCACCGGUGUUUGUUGUGUUACUGUGAUGCAAUAAUGUUCUAAUGGGUGCUGUACAAUGGGAAUCCAGCGUGUAUUGGCUGUUGUACAAUAAAUGUAAAUAGUCCAAAAGAAAAACAGAUGCCUGUGAAACUUGUGGCUCCAACAAACGCAUUUAAAAGCUCCGUGUUGUUUUCUUUGCUGGUCGAAUCGGCAUGAGGCUGGCCUUCUGUGUGAGGUCAUCACCAUGAAGGUGUUAUUGAGGCCGAGGCCACACCUCUCUGCUGCUUUUGCACCGACUUCUGCCGAUGUUCCCCGUCGGUCUCAGUAACGGAUUUCCAUUGACAACUGUGAAUGAGAAUGUUUUGGGGGCGGCUGAAUCUGAACAGUCAAGUGCAACUGCCACACGAGGACACACACAGUAGACUAUGAAUUAGGCGGUGAGCAGUACAGAUUCAUGACGGGUUGUUCUGGUAGUAUUUAAAAGAGCGCUGACGUUCCCAGGCCUUGUUAUUAGUCAGCACAUUUAAGAACAAUGAGAAUCGUACACUCUACAGGGAAGAGGCUCAGCCGUCCUCUACCAGGUGCUAAAUAACUGAUGUGGUUAGCUUAAGAUGUGCACUUUUACAUCAAUGCAGCAAACAGUAUGCAAGUUGGCAGACAUCCAACAGGUCUGCUGAAGAUGUAGGUUUCCCCCUUUUUAUCUUUUUACUUCAUGACCCCUGACUUUGUUGCAGAUUCCCUACCAUGGGAAAUAAACAUCAGCUUGUACAUUUUGUCUGUGGCUUAUCAGUGUUUGUGCUCCUCCAGACACAGCCAGGGUUUGAGUUUUUAGUAUUUUAGAAAGCAAUGAGAGUAGCUGGUGAGUGUUGGGGUCAGAAUGAGCUUCCUGUCCUGCGGAUAGUCCAAAUACUUCUCAGAGAGGAUCCGUGCCCCCGUCCCCACAUGUGAUGCGGGCUCGGAGGCUGACCGUUAGAUGGCCUGUAAGACAGGUGGUUUAACAUGUCAGUAAUGUGGUCUAACCAUAAGACUUUGGUGGUGUUGUAGUUUUUCUGCGGCCGUGCAUACGCACAGCCCACUCGGCAGAGUAGUGUCCAGAGAGCUCAUUCAUCUCCUUCUGGUGUGAGCUGGUGAAGAAAAGCAUGAUGCGCUUUGGUCUCAGAGACUUGAGUGCAAACACACUUUUCCCCGUCAGGCUCAGAGGUCUUGUGAUCAGCUGUGGGAUGAAGUCUGUGAGAGCAACCCACCAACGGGCGGACUUUAUCUCGCCGUCACCUUUGGUUUUAAUGGACCUUCCUCUGCUGAAUGUUGAAGCGUGUUUCUAGCUGGAGAUGGGAACCGUUACACAAUCAGUCGAGUGCUGGAGGCAGGAAGACAAAUACAUACCAGUCACAUACUGAGCAAACACCAAUCAAAGUAAAAGAUAUGCAACUCGUUUAUUCAUAUUGUGGUAAACGGUUGCAAAUUGUGCGUUGUGUUUUUGGGUCAGCUGAUGCUUUAUCCUGCUCCCGCAGCCUUGAAUCCACCACCCUCACUCGUUUAUUGAUCACUGCCAAGUUGUUUGCGGAUGUUGCCGUUUAAAAAAAUAAAGAAAACGCCUCAGGGCCACUCAGUCCCCGGUGCUUGUUGUGUCAUCUAUGUUGUUAUUCUUGUGCAGCCUACUAGAGAGUGUGCGCUAACCGUGGCCUGUGAAGCGCACACUAAAGAGGUGCUGUUAUAGGAAUGGACUGACAGCUCGGGUGGAGAGGGGAGGACUGGUCUCUGGAAGGAGGAGUAGACCAGUGUGUGGCCCCCUCUUGGUGCUCACGAUGUGCAUUGGUGCUUUUUUAAAUUUGUAUUAUUCAAGAAGCAGGGAAAUGCAUCUAUGACUGAAACACAAACUAGGAGCGAUAGAACAGGGGUGGCCCUGCUCUUCUCUCCUGCCCCCGCUGGAACCUGUCGGUGUGUGUCACGGUGGUAAGAGUGCAUGAAACACACCGUCACAGUGUGUGGCUCUAAUUGUGGACACAGAAUCCACAGGUCCGGCUUGCAGCAGGAUCUGGUGCCGUUGAUUGGACCUGAUGGGAUGCAUCAACUUAAUGUUUAAGAAGGAGGUUUUACGAUGGAGUAAAUGUGGAGGGUGAGUCAGAGAUGUAGAAGCAGGGGAGGGAAGAAGGGACCAAAGAAACUCGAAUCUGGAGUUAUGUCGAUCAAGAAGGAAAGCCCAGUUCCCGGUAGAUCUAGAAUCUUCCUUAAUUGUUUACUCUUCAAAUUGAAAAAGAAAACAACAAAAACUCAAACUGUUUAUUUGUCUUGUUUCCCGUCUCCCUCUUCACCGACUAUGCUGUUCACCUUUUGUUUAUUACAAAGUAUUAAACAAGUACAAGAACUGUAAAAUCCGAA